ACAGAAUAUGGCCAGUAACUUGGGUGUGUGUGGUGUUUGUGAUCAUCGUCACGUUACCAAAUCAUCAGUAGUCUGGUGUUCCGAAUGUGAUGAAGGACUUUGUGAAGACUGUAAGGAACAUCAUAGCUUUUCAAAGGCAACAAGAAAUCAUGAAGUAGUUCCCAUUGAUGAAUAUAUGAAGCUACCGGUAAAGAUUUUGCAAAUAGCGCAAUUUUGCAACAAGCAUAACGAGAAAUAUGAACUCUUCUGUAGAAAACACGACUGUCCAUGCUGUAGGAAAUGUAUAGAAGAUCACAACGAAUGUAAAGAUUUAACAGAUAUUAGGAACAUGAUCAGCAAUGUCAAAUCUUCAACUGCUUUCAAGGAAAUCGAACGCACUUUGUCGGAAACUGCCGAAAACAUGAAAAGAAUCCGUAAAAUUCGUGAGGAAAACCUAGCAUUACUUGCAGAAAAGAUAAAGAUUGUUGAAUUGGAAGUUCAGCAAUUUAGAAACAAAAUAAAUGAACAUCUUGAUAAACUUCAAGAUGAGAUAUUGAAAGAAAUAAAAAUGGAGGAAGAUAAAGAAAGUAGCAAAAUUCGACAACUUGUGACGUCAUUAAGACAGAGAGAAAAGGAGAUUUUGCAAUGCAAAGACAACAUUGAAAAUACAAAGCGGUAUGGCUCUGACUUGCAAUCAUUCAUUGCAAUGAAACACAUUGAAAAAGAUAUUAUUAAAGAAGAGAAUUAUAUUCAAUCGAUCAGCAAAAGCGAACAGUUGCAUCAAAUCGAUAUAUCGUGGACGAUAGAUACAGCAUUGCAGGAAUUAACCACUGCCAUGAAGAUGUUUGGAGAAGUUAAUGUGAGUUCUAGUGCAUGUGCGAUAUCAAUCAAGAAUAAAGGGAACAUACAAGCUCAAAUAAUUGUACCUACAACAAACCAUUUCGAUAAUUUUAGUCUCAAGUUAAAACAAACAAUACAAACAAACUUGAAAGCUGUACGAGGGUGUACUUUCCUUCCUGAUGGUAGAAUAGUAUUUUCAAGUAUUUCAAGCAAACUAGUAAGAGUUAUAAAGCCAGACGGUUCAUUUGAUUCCGAUCUGAAUAUCAUUGGGACGGUUUGGGACGUGGUCUACAUUGGAGAUAAUGAUAUAGCUGUUACGUCAGGUGGAGCAAGUUCAAAUAAGAUCAAUAUAAUAGAUGUACCAAACAGAAAAGUGAAAAAAGUAUUGAAUGUCAAUUCCGCCAAUACCGGAGUAACAUUCAAUGCUGGAAAGUUGAUUUAUUGUGCAGUAGAUAAGGGACUAAAGAUGAUCAGUCUCUGUAAUGAAUCUAUCACCAGUAUCACCACUAGUAAAAUGUCAAGUGAUGCUUGCGUAGCUUUCCAAGGUGACAAGCUGUUCUACGCAAACGAAGAUAAUCACAAUGUCACAUGUUGUGAUAUCCAAGGUAAGAUACUGUGGACAUUCAAUAAAGAAAGUACUCUAUCCUAUCCAAUGGGUAUAUCUGUCGACAAUGAUGGGAAUGUAUAUGUAGCGGGUUUUAUAUCUCACAACGUGGUCGUUAUUUCCACAGAUGGUCAACGCUAUAGACAACUAUUAUCGGAGAAAGAUGGACUUCACUGUCCAUCAGCUGUGGAGUACGACCGAACGAACAAUAAACUUCUAGUUGCUGAUCGUUACGGAAGCGCUUUCGUGUAUGAUGUAAUAGGACAAUAAGCUUUGUUUAAUGGAUUCUUGUUGA
Messenger RNA from Mytilus trossulus (common blue mussel), 1718 nucleotides. RefSeq names its product E3 ubiquitin-protein ligase TRIM71-like. The record is from RefSeq and is a predicted model, not a curated record. The coding region runs from base 8 to 1693 and encodes 561 amino acids. NCBI's taxonomy places the organism in Eukaryota, Metazoa, Mollusca, Bivalvia, Mytilida, Mytilidae. The transcript has a single exon. Gene Ontology annotation, biological process: protein monoubiquitination. Gene Ontology annotation, molecular function: ubiquitin protein ligase activity; zinc ion binding; protein binding.